AUGGAUAAAGGAAAUUGCUCCUCUCCAGGUGAAUUUGUUUUCUUGGGAAUUACUAAUAACCCUGACACAAAAGUGGCCCUCUUCACCACAUUCCUACUUGUUUAUCUUAUUAAUCUACUGGCCAACCUUGGUAUGAUCAUUUUAAUUAGAAUGGACUCUCAACUCCACACACCCAUGUACUUUUUCCUUAGCCACCUCUCGUUCUGUGACCUCUGUUAUUCCACAGCAAUUGGACCCAAGAUGCUGGUGGAUCUUUUCGCUGAGAAGAAAUCAAUUUCCAUGGUUGGCUGUGUUUUGCAGUUCUUUACUCUCUGUGCCUUUGUUGAUUCUGAGUGUCUACUGCUGGCAGUGAUGGCCUUUGAUAGGUACCAGGCCAUCAGCAACCCCUUGCUGUAUACAGCAAACAUGUCAAAUAGGGUGUGUUCUAUGCUCAUAGCUGGGGUUUACCUGGUGGGAACAUUAGAUGCCUUCAUACAUUCUACCCUUGUCUUCCGCUUGUGUUUUUGUGAAUCCAAUGAGAUCAACCAUUUCUUCUGUGACGUUCCUCCACUUCUAUUAAUAUCUUGCUCAGAUACAGAGGUUAAUGAAUUAGCAAUAUUCACAAUUUUUGGGUUCAUUGAGCUGAGCACCAUUUCAGGACUCCUUGUCUCCUACUGUUACAUCAUCUCAUCAGUCUUUAAGAUCCACUCUGCUGAGGGGAGGUUUAAAGCUUUCUCCACCUGUGCCUCCCACUUGACUGCUGUUGCAAUUUUUCAGGGAACUCUGCUAUUUAUGUAUUUCCGGCCAAGUUCUUCCUAUUCCCUUGAUCAAGACAAAAUGGCAUCACUGUUUUACACACUGAUGAUACCAAUGCUGAACCCUCUGAUUUACAGUCUGAGGAACAAGGAUGUGAAAGAUGCUCUGGAAAAGUUGAAGAAUAAAAUGUGA
Molecule: messenger RNA, 927 nt
Organism: Mesocricetus auratus (golden hamster)
Lineage: Eukaryota; Metazoa; Chordata; Mammalia; Rodentia; Cricetidae
Product: olfactory receptor 5W2-like
Exons: 1
Coding region: 1-927 (308 amino acids)
Biological process (GO): G protein-coupled receptor signaling pathway; sensory perception of smell
Cellular component (GO): membrane
Molecular function (GO): olfactory receptor activity; odorant binding; G protein-coupled receptor activity
Source: RefSeq, a predicted model, not a curated record